This is a messenger RNA of Heterobilharzia americana, 318 nucleotides long. Lineage: Eukaryota; Metazoa; Platyhelminthes; Trematoda; Strigeidida; Schistosomatidae. The record is from the annotation of a GenBank genome assembly.
AUGAAUGAGCAUAUCAGGAAAUUUUCAAAACUUGUUGACAAUUUCGGUAGAAUUCAUGACUACUUACGCAUUUCUCUAACGGAAAAAUGCAAUUUGAAUUGUUUGUACUGUAUGCCUAGGGGAAAUCCUCACAUAAAUAAAAUCUCUUCAUAUAUGAUGCAAUCAAAGCAGAUUUUAUUCCUUGCGAAUUAUUUCUGUCAUCGGGGUAUACAGAAAGUUCGACUUACUGGUGGGGAACCCCUACUACGACCUGAUAUACUUCAGAUUAUAAGUUCGAAAUUUAUAUUUCAAAUUGAUUUUUAUGAAAAGAAUCUUUAA